GGCCUCAAAAUGAGUCCGACUCCAGCAAACAACGAAAAGAAACGUGUUCGUCAUCAACCAAGAACAAACUGAAAAAGACAAGUUUAUCAGCAACAUUGAAACUAGAAACUCAGCAGCAUGUCUGAGGCUUUAAUCAGGCGAAUAAAGGAGCUGGAGGCAGACCUGGAGAAGCUGAAGUCCCAGCUGAAGGAGAGGGGUGAAGCCGGAGAUGACAUGGAGCUGAAGUCCAAUCCAUCCCCUAAUGAAAACACACACUGUACAUCUGACACUAACACCACCAGCAGCAGCAAAAAGGGUAAGAAAGCAAACAAAGAGCGUCCUUUUGACUUCUCUGCCAACCCCCGGCGCCAUGUGGCUCUGCGGCUGGCCUACCUGGGAUGGUCCUACCACGGGUUCGCAGUUCAGGAGAACACGGACAACACUGUGGAGGCCAGACUGUUUGAAGCUCUGCUAAAGACACGGCUGAUCCAGGACCGACAGAACUCCAACUACCACCGGUGUGGUCGCACUGAUAAAGGAGUCAGUGCUUUUUCCCAGGUCAUAACCAUUGAUUUGCGCUCCACACAGUUUUGCGGAGGACUUGGCGUCGCAGUCCCUGAAAAUGUUGUUGUUAGCGCCAAGAGUAAAGCUGCUGGCUCUGAGCUUCCAUAUGUGAAGAUGCUGAACAGAGUCCUGCCCCAGGACAUCAGGGUCUUGGACUGGUCACCAGUAGCUGAGGGCUUCAGUGCACGCUUUGACUGUAAAUCACGCACAUACCGCUACUACUUCCCCCGCGGAUCGUUGGAUUUGACGUUGAUGGCAGAAGCUGCAAAAAGAUACGAGGGCACUCAUGACUUUCGCAACCUCUGCAAGAUGGAUGUUGGCAACGGAGUCCUGCAGUUUGAGAGGACCAUCUUGUCGGCAUCAGUCCAGCCUGUGCGGCCUCAGCUCGUCUCCAGCACGGACCAGAAUGACCUCUUCAUAUUUGAGAUCAAAGGACUGGCCUUCCUUUACCACCAGGUACGAUGCAUGAUGGCACUGCUUCUCCUGAUCGGGCAGAAGCUGGAAGCCCUGGAGAUAAUUGAUCAGCUCCUGGAUGUUCAGAGCAACCCCAGGAAGCCCCAAUACAGCAUGGCAGUAGACUACCCACUAGUGCUGCACGACUGCCACUUUGAAGGUUUGAGCUGGAAACUGGAGAGCGAAGAGAUGACCCACGUUCUGUCUACGCUACAACAACACUGGACCCAGAGUGCAGUCAGGAGCCACGUCCUCCAUGGGAUGAUCCAGGGUCUGGAGGCCAGAGGUGGAGUGUCGUCUAAUCAUUGCUUGCUGGUAGAAGGCAGCAGGCAGAGAAACUACCGGCCCCUGCUGGAGCGUCCAUGCUGCGAGAGCCUGGAGUCCAGAAUAAACCAUUUUGUCAAAAGAGGCCGGCUGGAGCGGGAGCAAGGGGAGAAUGGAGGUGAAAUGGUCCACAGAGGGAAAAGGUCCAAACAUUCCCACGACUCCCCAAAUCUACCUGUACCUUCAGAGAUGCCCCCGUCAACUUAAAGUACAGAUCAACAAGCUGAACAUUUUCUCACAGCAGAAUGAACUUAUGUUCUGUUGUCAUUUUUGUUGAUGCGAAAACAUAGUUUUUACAUUUUAUUUCAGGUUAACAAAACAAUGGAUUUACCCCCUUUUUUUUUUUUUUUAUUAUUCCAUAAAACUGUGUUUGCAUUUUCAU
Anoplopoma fimbria (sablefish) is the source of this 1702-nucleotide messenger RNA. RefSeq names its product pseudouridylate synthase 3 (gene pus3). NCBI's taxonomy places the organism in Eukaryota, Metazoa, Chordata, Actinopteri, Perciformes, Anoplopomatidae. Gene Ontology annotation, molecular function: RNA binding; pseudouridine synthase activity. The record is from RefSeq and is a predicted model, not a curated record. Gene Ontology annotation, cellular component: nucleus; cytoplasm. Gene Ontology annotation, biological process: mRNA pseudouridine synthesis; tRNA pseudouridine synthesis. The transcript has 7 exons. Bases 118 to 1527 code for a protein of 469 amino acids.